CUAUGUUGGAACAGUGAAACCAUAAAGAUAAGCUGUUUUUUGGAAAUGAAAAGGGAGAAAGAAAAUCGGCGAGCUCGAUGUCGCAGGCGUUCGAGGAUUAUCGAAAAUGGCAAAAGCUAAGUUGGAAGUUUCUCACUCAAAGUCAAAAGCUUCAAGACAGAUAAACACAGUGAUAAAAGGAUUCAAAUCAUCAAAUCGUCCGUCAUUUCAUCCCAUCAAAACCUCACCUUCAAAACUCGAAAUUUCGACAAUUGUAUAUAAAUAUAAUGCGAGCCCUAAAGGGCUGUGCUGGGAUUAGUAGUUUUCUACUUGUAUGUACCUGUUGUGUCUGAGUGUGUGUGCUUAUAUAUGUUUGUGUGUGUGUGAAAGAGAAUAGAGAGAGAGAGAGUGUGUGAGUUAAAGACCACAGAAUCCCAAUGUUGCGGCUGUAUCUUGUUGGAUGGUGUUGGUCCAUCAUCAAUCAAAAUAAUACUAUAAUUAUUACUCCAUUUUGGUAAGGAUAGAUCACGGAUAAAUCAUAUCAAGAAGAAAUUAAGAUCUAUGGCGGCGAAAGCAGCAUUUGGUUUAGUCCCUGAGGCUGAAGAGGUUGCCCUAAUGACUACCACGUCUUGCGGUGAAGGCCAAGGCGGCGGCGGCAAGCUGGUCCGAAAGAGGGCGGCGUCGGAGAUGGAGAUGGAUUUGGACGGCGGCGAUAGGUUAAUUUGUCGGCGGACAAGUAAUUAUCCUAAUCCAUUAACCCCCAACUACUCCACUAGACCCAAUUUCAAUGAAAGCAGCAGCCAGCCUUUGCCUUUGCCUUUGCCUUUGCCUUCUGUGUGUGUUUUCUCCGGUCUGCCUCUUUUCCCUCCGGCGCCGGACCGAAACAGCCAGUCUCCGAUGGAGGACACGAUCGACGGCAUCAUCCGAGAUCUCAUCCACUCCUCUUCCCACGUCUCCAUCCCUCAGCUCAUCCUCAACGUCAGAGAAAUCAUCCACCCUUGCAACCCCAACCUCGCCGCCCUCCUCGAGCAGCGCCUCCGCUCUCUCGACGACAGGAGGAGAAAGCCACCGCCCCAACAACCUCAACCAAUCAACAACAAUGUAUUGCUCUCCCAGGUGGGGUUUGGUGCUAAUGACCCCUUGACUGAUUGGUCCUCUCCCAGCACCCACAUCCUCUUCCAUCACAACAAUAUUCCUCCUCCUCCGACUCCUGCUACUGCUGCUACUACUGCUGCUGCUGCUGCUGCCACGACGACGAUGACUUCCUUUGUCACAAUGGACCAUAUUAUUCAGGCAGAGCCACAAGAGCAGCCCAACCAGAAGAGCCCAUCAUCCACUUCCCCAUCAGCCACCAUAAGGGAGAGGAAAGAGGAGCGACGGCAACAAGAGAAAGACGAGCAAGGACUCCACCUCCUAACGCUACUCCUCCAAUGUGCCGAGGCAGUAUCAGCCGACAACUUGGAGGAGGCAAACAGGAUGUUGCUCGAGAUCUCGCAAGUGGCCACCCCAUUCGGGACGUCUGCCCAGCGCGUCGCGGCCUACUUCUCUGAGGCAAUGUCCGCUAGAAUAGUCAGCUCGUGCUUGGGAAUAUACGCCGCGCUGCCAACUGUGCCACACGCCCAGAAGCUCGCCUCCGCGUUUCAGGUGUUCAACGGGAUCAGCCCUUUCGUCAAGUUCUCGCAUUUCACAGCCAACCAAGCAAUUCAAGAGGCCUUCGAGAGGGAAGAUAGAGUCCACAUUAUAGAUCUGGACAUAAUGCAGGGCCUGCAGUGGCCCGGUCUCUUCCACAUACUCGCCUCCCGCCCCGGUGGACCUCCCUUUGUCCGCCUCACCGGUUUGGGAAAUUCCACCGAAGCCCUCCAAGCCACCGGGAAGCGCCUAUCCGAUUUCGCUGACAAAUUGGGAUUGCCCUUCGAGUUUUGCCCCCUCGCCGAUAAAGUUGGCAACCUCAACCCUGAGAAGCUCAAUAUCAGCAAGAGAGAGGCUGUUGCUGUCCACUGGCUGCAGCAUUCACUCUACGAUGUCACUGGCUCCGACACCAAUACCCUCGGCCUCUUGCAGCGAUUAUCUCCGAAGGUGGUGACGGUUGUGGAGCAAGACCUGAGCCACGCGGGUUCGUUUCUAGGGAGGUUCGUGGAAGCGAUCCACUAUUACUCAGCACUGUUUGAUUCGCUGGGAGCUUGUUACGGGGAAGAGAACGAGGAAAGGCAUGUCGUUGAGCAGCAGCUAUUGUCGAGGGAGAUAAGGAACGUGUUGAGCGUUGGUGGGCCGUCGAGGAGGGGAGAGAUCAAGUUCAACAACUGGAGGGAGAAGCUUGAGCAGUCUGGAUUCAAGGGCAUAUCUCUGGCAGGCAAUGCCGCCUCGCAAGCUACACUCCUGCUAGGGAUGUUCCCUUCCGAUGGAUACACUUUAGUCGAAGACAACGGCGCCCUCAAGCUCGGCUGGAAGGAUCUCUGUUUGCUCACUGCCUCUGCCUGGCGCCCCUCCCCCCAUUAGCUUCAUUUUCUUCUUGCUUUACUGCUCACAAACUUGUUUUUUCAGCAACAAUUACACAUUUACUAUUUACCUUUUACUAUUUACUUUC
Molecule: messenger RNA, 2563 nt
Organism: Salvia splendens (bonfire salvia)
Lineage: Eukaryota; Viridiplantae; Streptophyta; Magnoliopsida; Lamiales; Lamiaceae
Product: protein SCARECROW
Exons: 2
Coding region: 541-2475 (644 amino acids)
Source: RefSeq, a predicted model, not a curated record